CAGGCAAUUCCAUGUGCCCACAUGGCGCUGCUCUCUCAUCAUAUUUACUCUCCAAAUGAAUUCAACCCCAUUUCCCACCCCACCAUAAAUCAAAUCAACCAAAAACCAAGAUUCGAUUUUGAUUGUCGUAUGCACCAACACCCUCCAAGAACCAGUUGAGAAAUGGAGAAGAGCAGCAGCAGUGGGUUUGUGAGGGCAGACCAGAUCGAUUUGAAGAGCUUGGAUGAGCAGCUCGACCGCCAUUUGAAUAGGGCUUUGACUUUGGAGAAUAACAGAAACACUCAACACGACUUUUCUCACUCCUCCUCCGCCGCCGCCGCCGCCCUCAGGAGGCCGAGGCAGGAAUGGGAGAUUGACCCUUCUAAGCUGAUCAUCAAGACAGUCCUUGCACGUGGCACUUUUGCCACUGUCCACCGUGGCAUUUACGACGGCCAAGAUGUCGCCGUUAAACUGCUCGAUUGGGGGGAAGAGGGCCACCGGACAGAGGCUGAAGUCCAAUCCCUUAGAGCAGCUUUCACUCAAGAAGUUGCUGUUUGGCAUAAACUCGAUCAUCCUAAUGUAACAAAGUUCUUAGGUGCAACAAUGGGCUCUUUGGGGCUCAACAUUCAAACAGAAAACGGCCAUAUCGGCAUGCCUAGUAACAUUUGUUGCGUCGUUGUGGAAUAUCUUGCUGGCGGUGCGUUGAAAUCCUACCUCAUAAAGUUCAGGAGAAAGAAGCUAGCGUUCAAAGUUGUCGUGCAGAUGGCACUCGAUCUGGCUAGAGGGUUGAGUUACCUUCAUUCUCAGAAGAUUGUUCACAGAGAUGUUAAAACCGAGAAUAUGUUGUUGGACAAGUCGCGGACAGUUAAGAUCGCUGAUUUUGGAGUGGCUCGUGUGGAAGCCUCGAAUCCAAACGACAUGACAGGGGAGACGGGAACGCUCGGAUACAUGGCUCCAGAGGUUCUCAAUGGCAACCCUUACAACAGAAAAUGCGACGUCUACAGCUUCGGAAUCUGUCUGUGGGAGAUAUACUGUUGCGCCAUGCCAUAUCCCGACCUCAGCUUCUCCGAGGUCACAUCAGCGGUCGUGCAACAGAACUUGAGGCCUGAAAUCCCGAGAUGCUGCCCGAGCUCCCUUGCAAACGUGAUGAAGCAGUGCUGGGAUGCGAAUCCGGACAAGAGGCCCGAAAUGGACGAGGUGGUCGCCAUGAUAGAGGCCAUCGAUACGUCCAAGGGUGGCGGAAUGAUCCCGGUCGACCAGCAACAAGGCUGCCUCUGCUUCCGUACGAAACGAGGUCCGUGAAAUUAAAGUUUGAUUUGUAACAACAACAAGAUAUAUAGGCUAAUUAACAACCUUAGUUUGCUUCAUAUCUUUUGCUUGGUGUAAAAUUACAAGUAUUCUUCAUCUCCAUUCUAUCAUUAUUAAUUCAUUUUUAUUUUCUUUUCA
Molecule: messenger RNA, 1425 nt
Organism: Salvia hispanica
Lineage: Eukaryota; Viridiplantae; Streptophyta; Magnoliopsida; Lamiales; Lamiaceae
Product: serine/threonine-protein kinase 52-like
Biological process (GO): protein phosphorylation
Cellular component (GO): plasma membrane
Molecular function (GO): protein serine/threonine kinase activity; ATP binding
Source: RefSeq, a predicted model, not a curated record